This is a messenger RNA of Aphidius gifuensis, 3923 nucleotides long. RefSeq names its product ubiquitin carboxyl-terminal hydrolase 20 (gene Usp20-33). Gene Ontology annotation, biological process: protein deubiquitination. The transcript has 3 exons. Lineage: Eukaryota; Metazoa; Arthropoda; Insecta; Hymenoptera; Braconidae. The coding region runs from base 542 to 3445 and encodes 967 amino acids. Gene Ontology annotation, molecular function: cysteine-type deubiquitinase activity; zinc ion binding. The record is from RefSeq and is a predicted model, not a curated record.
GGCUACACUGAAAAUGAAAUUCAGCUGACAACUUGAAUUUUUAUCACCAAUGACAAACGUUUUCGUGGUUAACACACUUUAUUUGUGUGUUAUCAAAGUGUUGAUAAUAAAUGUAAUAAUAAUAACUAAAUAAUUAUUUAUUAAUUAUUCGUCAGGUUAUAAAUAAUAAUAUAUAAAAAAAAAUUAAUAUAAUAAUUAUUAACAAACGUAAAUAAUGAAAAAAAAAAAAUUAUAAAAUUUAUUUUAUGACUGAUUGAAUAAAAUAAAUAUUGACAAAAUUGAAAAAUUAUUUUUAGUCAAUAAUGAUGAAUCAUGAAGUUAAAAAAUUAAAUAAAAUAAUAGAUUUGUAAAAUAAUUAUUAUAAAUAAAAAAAGUUAAUAAUAAUUAUAAAUUUUCUAAAAUGAAAAAAAGUUGAAACGAAAAUUUUUUUGUGUAAAAGAGUAAUAAGCAAACAAAAAAAGUAAAUAUUAUUUAUCUAAACAAAGUGACAUUUGUUUAUAUUUAUUUUGUAUAAUAAUAAUAAUAAUAUUAAAUAAUAAAAAUGCCAUUUGUUACAAGAAAUUGUCCACAUUUUUGUAAUUAUGGUGAUAUUAAAAUAAUUGAAAGUGUAUUUGGACAUAAAGAAAAAUUUAAUAAAUGUAGUGAUUGUGAUAGUGAAGGACCAAAUUUAUGGUUAUGCCUUUAUCCAGAAUGUCGAUGGGUUGGUUGUGCUGAAAAUAAUUUUGAUCAUGGUACAAUGCACAACAAUAAAUAUCCACAACAUUGUGCACAUAUGAAUUUAGCAACAAAUAGAAUUUGGUGUUACAUAUGUGAGAAGGAAGUUAUUGUAAGACAUGUACCAUCACCAUCAGUAUCACCAAGUCAAAUAUCUGGUGGUAGUUAUCAAGGUGAUACAUCACUCAAUAUGGAUUGUAAAAUUGAUCCAGAUAUGCGUUUAUGGGUUGACAGAUUUUAUGGUAGCAAUGAGACAAGACCAGGUGAUUCACCAGAUACAUCAGAUUCUGAAGAUUGUACAGAUUUUCGUGGUAGACCUCGUGGACUUGUUGGUUUACAAAAUAUUGGAAAUACAUGUUAUAUGAAUUCAGCAUUACAAGCAUUAUCAAAUGUCGUUCCAUUAACACAAUUUUUUCUUGAUUGUAGUAAUUUUGUAUUACAAAUGGCACGUGAACGUAAACCAGGUUUAAGUUUGAGCUAUAUGAAUCUCGUUAAAGACAUGUGGAAUCGUAAAACACGCGGAUAUGUUGUACCAAGUAAUAUAUUAUCAAAUAUACGUGCUGUUAAUCCAAUGUUUCGUGGUUAUCAUCAGCAUGAUACACAAGAAUUUUUACGUUGUUUUAUGGAUCAAUUGCAUGAAGAAUUAAAAGAAAGAAUUGAUGAUGAUAAAGACAUUUAUAAAGAUAUAUUAAAAUGUUUAGAUGGUCAAUCAUCAGAUGGUGAUGAUGUUAAUAAUGGUAAUGAUGGUGGUGAUGAUGAUGAUGAUGAUGAUAACAAUGACAAUGAUAACGCUGAUGAUGAUGAUGAUGAUGAUGAUAAUAAUGAUACAACACUUAAUAAUGAGGAUAAUAAUAUCAAUGAUAAAAAUGAUGAUGAUGAUGAUCAAGAAUUAAAUGAUGAUGGAUCUAGUCAAUCAGAUGGUGAAUAUGAAACAUGUGAUUCUGGUGUCAGUGAACAGAGUUCAUUGAGUGAUGAAGGUGAACGUGGUACAAAACGUAGAUAUUCACGUUUAUCACAAACAGAAAAUAAUAGUAAUAAUAAUAAUAAUAGCAAAUUACGUAAUAAAUUUACAAUAAGAACUUCUAAAAAAAAUAAUAUUGAUGAUAAUUAUUCAACACAAAGAUCUAUACAACAACAAGGCUCACCAACAAAACAUAAUAAUAUACGUUUAAAAAAACAAAGUAAAACACGUAGUAUUAUAAGUGAUAUAUUUGAUGGUAAAUUAUUAAGUUCAGUACAAUGUUUAAUGUGUGAUCGUGUAUCAAUGAGAAUGGAAACAUUUCAAGAUUUAUCAUUACCAAUACCAAGUAGAGAUCAUGUUGAUAUGUUACAUCAAGGCUCAUUAACACCACAAAAAGCUGGUCCAUGUUCUGAUGUUGUUUAUGUUACAAAUCAAUCUGGUUGGAUAACAUGGUUUUAUCAAUGGAUGAGAUCAUGGUUUUGGGGACCAGUUGUUAGUUUACCAGAUUGUUUAUCAGCAUUUUUUAGUGCUGAUGAAUUAAAAGGUGAUAAUAUGUAUAGUUGUGAAAAAUGUAAUAAAUUACGUAAUGGUAUAAAAUAUUCAAAAGUACUUGAAUUACCAGAAAUAUUAUGUAUACAUUUAAAAAGAUUUCGUCAUGAAUUAAUGUUUAGUUCAAAAAUUGCAAAUUACGUAUCAUUUCCAUUGGAGGAACUUGAUAUGAAACCAUAUUUACAUAAAGAUUGUAUAUCAAAUGUAUCAACAUAUGAUUUAAUAUCAGUAAUUUGUCAUCAUGGCACUGCUGGUGGUGGUCAUUAUACAUGUUAUGCACUUAAUACUGAUAUUAAUCAAUGGUUUGAAUUUGAUGAUCAAUGUGUUACACAAGUUACUGCUGAUACUGUUAAGCAUUGUGAGGCAUAUGUAUUAUUUUAUAAAAAAUCAUCAAAUUAUAUGUUAAAAUGUCGUGAUAAAACAGUUGAACUUAUGGAAUUAUCAUCAAGAGAACCAGAAUUAAUUUUUUAUGUAUCAAAACAAUGGAUUAAUAGAUUUAAUACAUUUUCAGAACCUGGUCCAAUUGAUAAUUCUGAUUUUUUAUGUCCACAUGGUGGUGUUAAUCCAAUGAGAUCAAAAUCAAUUGAUAAAUUAAGUCGCCCACUUCCACAAGCUGUUUGGGAAUAUUUGUAUAAUACAUUUGGUGGUGGUCCAGCAUGUACACAUUUAUUUGAAUGUCCAAUUUGUGAAGAUAAAUAUGAAACAUUACAAAAAAGAAGACAACAUGAAAUGGAUGUUUUUCAACGUUUUAAUAAUACUGAUAAUCCAACAGCAAUUUAUGCAUUGGCAAUGUCAUGGUUUAGACAAUGGCAAAUAUUUGUUAAAGGAAAAGAUAUUCAACCACCAGGUCCAAUUGAUAAUACAUCAAUUGUUGUUAAUGUUAAUGGACAAAAAAUGUUAAAACCUGGAUCAGAUUGUAGUCAAAUAUCAGAAGAAUUUUGGCAUUUUCUAUUGAGUAUUUAUGGUGGUGGACCAGAAUUAAUGCUACAACCAUGUCAACGAACAUCAUCUACCAUUCAACCAAAUAAUAUAUCAUUACAUUCCACUUCAGCACCAAAUUUAAUGGAACCGAGUUUAAAACCAAAUCGCAUUGAGGCCAAAUUAAAUCAUAAAGUUAUUAUAACGAAAAGUACUGAAACUAUAUCACAACAAGACAGUGCGAUUGAAAGUAUCGCUUCAGAUAAUGAAUCGCUAAAAUCACAAAAAGAUUCAAUUGGAUAAAAAUAAGCAAUAAUUAUUUUCAAACUUUUUUUUUUUGAAAAUCAUCUUUCAGUAUAAGUAUUGAUCAUUUUUAAGUUUUUAAAAAAUAAAAUAAAACAUAAUACACAUUUUCAUCGUUAAAAUUGAGUUUGAAAAUAAUGAAAAAAAAAAAAAACAAAGUGAUUUUUAUAAACGUUCCAAAAUUAUAUAAGACUUAUAAUAAUUUUUUUUUUGCAACAAACAAGCAUUUUUUUUUUUAAAUAUCAGACUUAUUUUUAUUAUUUAUAGUUUUUUUUUUUUGUUGUUAAAUAUCAAAUCAUUCGAAAAAAAAGUAUAAAAACAUAGGGUCCAUUUUUAUAAAAUUUAUGAUUUUUAUUAUUAUUUUGUUUAUUAUUUUUCGUGGUAUAUAUAUAUUUAUUUUUUUCCAUAAAUUUAAUUGUACAUUUCAAAUAUACAACACAACACACACCUUCAUGUACAAACGGCCUUUUCGCCCAGA